Trachymyrmex cornetzi is the source of this 1125-nucleotide messenger RNA. RefSeq names its product lysosomal aspartic protease. Gene Ontology annotation, biological process: proteolysis. The coding region runs from base 1 to 1125 and encodes 374 amino acids. The transcript has 8 exons. The record is from RefSeq and is a predicted model, not a curated record. Lineage: Eukaryota; Metazoa; Arthropoda; Insecta; Hymenoptera; Formicidae. Gene Ontology annotation, molecular function: aspartic-type endopeptidase activity.
AUGUUUCGACUUUUUGUGAUGAUUGCGAUACUUUUUGUGCUGAUCAACGCGAAAUUGCUAAGAAUUCCACUGCACAAAACAAAUUCUACUCGAAGAUCAAUUGGCAUCGAUCAUCGAUGGAGUCGUUCGGCUUUUAGCGUUGUAAGAGAAUAUUUGAUUAAUGAUAUAGAUUCUGCAUACUAUGGCAUUAUCUCAAUUGGAACUCCACCACAGGAAUUUAAAGUACUUUUCGCCACUAGUUCUCCACAUUUCUGGGUACCAUCUAUAAAUUGCGAUGAUUUCUCUACUUGCUACAAAUAUAAUAAAUAUGACGGAAUUAAAUCGAACACAUACGUACAAGAUGAUACUCCAGUGGAUAUUGAAUACAAUAGUGGUGAUUUGUCUGGAUAUUUAUCUUGUGAUACAAUGAAUAUUGCGGGUCUUAACGUUCCACAUCAAAUAUUUGUGGAAGCAACAAGGAUACAGCGAUAUAGUUCUCAUUCGGUGGAAUACGAUGGUAUCUUAGGAAUGUGUUACCCCAUAAGAACUGCUGAAGGAACGAUUCCUGUUCUUACAAACAUGAAUCAACAAAAUUUGUUAUCGAGACCCGUUUUUAGUUUCUAUCUAAAGCGAUAUUCUUCACCAGUUGAUAGUGAAUUAAUAAUCGGUGGCUCUGACCCCGAUCUUUACGAUGGCGAGCUUACGUAUGUUCCUGUUACCAACGAUGGAUACUGGCACUUUAAGAUAAAUCGAAUUUAUAUAGGACAUAGCAAUAUAUCCUUAUGUAAUUGUGAAGCUAUCGUCGACACAAGCACUUCCUACAUAAUUGGACCGUCAAGGGAAAUCGAAGCUAUUAACAGAUACAUAGGACUUGAAAUUAAUAGAGUAACAAUUAUAAAGUGCGGCAAGAUUUAUAAUUUGCCCAGUAUCUACUUCGACUUAGGUGGUAAACCAUUCGAACUUACUAGUGAAGAUUAUGUUAUUAAGAUCAAACGAUAUAAUCAAACUAUAUGUAUGAGCGCAUUUAAGGAUACGGUUUUGUAUGAGAACAGUCCGGUGUGGAUUUUAGGUAAUGCAUUUCUUCGUCGGUACUAUACGGAGUUCGAUAUGAGGAACAAUCAAGUGGGAUUUGCUGCUGCAAAAUAA